AUAUCUAAACAUUGCACUUGGAUUAUCAUUCCGUUAUCAGUUUAUCAUAAAUAAAAGUACAGUGUGCUCACUUUUGAGAUCCGUGUUCAAUGUUCAUGACAUAUGAUAAUAUUAACAGCGAUAUAUUGUAUCGGUUUAGAGUGAUUCAUUGCCGAAGUACCCAAUAUUUUCUUUCAUAAUUUUUUUAAAUUUUAUUUAUCACAAUUUUAUACAAACCAUUUUAAUAUGGUGUCCUUUGAGUUCUUACGGAAAGUUCUGAAUCCUGUGUUCCCAUGCAACAUGCUGUUGCGAGGGUAUUCAUUGUGUGUUCUGAUGGUGGAUGUUGUGUGGGUGUUGGUGAAUGCCACAUAUGCUGUAAUAAAGGCAGUUCAUGAGGUUUUUAAACCUCCACCAAUGAAAUCUGUUGAUAAUGAAAAGGCCAUGGUGAUUGGUUCUGGAAGAGGUAUUGGUCGUGAUUUAGCCAUACAACUAUCAUAUCUUGGAGCAACAGUUAUAUGUGUGGAUAUCAACGAAAUAAAUAAUAGUAAGACUGUAGCUUACAUUAAACGGAAAGGUGGAGAUGCCUUUAUGUACACAUGCGAUAUCACGAAGAAAGAGAAUGUUGAUGAUCUAGCACAAAAAGUGAAGACUGAGUUAGGUUUUGUUAGCAUGUUGUUCUAUUGCUGUGGCAUCCCGAGCCCUAGAUCAUUACUGAUGGCACCCAAUGAAGAUAUUCAUGGAACAUUAGAUCUGACUUUAACGUCUUACUUUUGGCUCAUCGAUAACUUUCUGCCAGAAAUGAAAGCGAGGAAUCAUGGUCAUAUAGUAGCCCUGACUUCGGUAGCUGGACUCAGUUAUAUCAAAGAUCAGAUGCCACUCUGUGUAGCACAGUUUGCUGUUCAGGGUCUGGCUGAAUCUCUAAUGGAGGACCUAAGGAUCAAUAAAAUUAAUGGUGUUCAUGUCACAUUGACACACAUCUAUCCAUUCAUUGUAGAGGAUAACUCUGAGUUUAAUUUAAAAAUUUCUAGUUAUUUCGGCACUAUUACUCCAGCAAAGGCAGCCAGCUCUGUUCUAGAGGGAGUUCUUCGAAAUUAUCCUGAGACUUCAGUACCUAAACAUUUUCUGUUUCUUGGUCAUGUAUUACGCAUUCUUCCCAGAAAAGCGACUGUGCUUGUUAGGGACCUCUUAGACACUGGUGUGGAUUUUGCUUGAUGUUUUAAAAGUUGUAUAAUAUAAAUUAAAUGUUUUAAUUUGUUGUAAUUUUUACGAAUAUACGGUUACCUGGUUAUAUCAAAACUUUGGUACACAACCUAUGUAGCAUUUUAAUCUUAAGUUAGUGAUAAUUCGUUAAUUUAGAUGUAGUGUUUGUAUGCUCAACUUACGAAUUUUUAAGAAUUUUAUAAAAGAAUAAAUAGUUAUGACUUA
Messenger RNA from Danaus plexippus (monarch butterfly), 1404 nucleotides. Its product is annotated as epidermal retinol dehydrogenase 2-like. Gene Ontology annotation, molecular function: oxidoreductase activity, acting on the CH-OH group of donors, NAD or NADP as acceptor. The record is from RefSeq and is a predicted model, not a curated record. Gene Ontology annotation, cellular component: lipid droplet. The transcript has 5 exons. NCBI's taxonomy places the organism in Eukaryota, Metazoa, Arthropoda, Insecta, Lepidoptera, Nymphalidae. The coding region runs from base 226 to 1191 and encodes 321 amino acids.